This is a messenger RNA of Microdochium trichocladiopsis, 684 nucleotides long. Its product is annotated as acyl-CoA N-acyltransferase. Gene Ontology annotation, molecular function: acyltransferase activity, transferring groups other than amino-acyl groups. The coding region runs from base 1 to 684 and encodes 227 amino acids. The record is from RefSeq and is a predicted model, not a curated record. The transcript is spliced from 2 exons. NCBI's taxonomy places the organism in Eukaryota, Fungi, Ascomycota, Sordariomycetes, Xylariales, Microdochiaceae.
AUGCCCAUCACGAUCCGUACCUGCACGGCUGCCGAUGGCCCGGCCGUGGGCGUGACCAACACGGCAGCCUACUGGGAGAACGGCAACUGGAGGCUGAUCUGGGGCACCAAGACCCUCGAGUAUGUGACGGAGCAGUCCUCGAAGCGCCAGUCUACAAAUCUGCUCGGCGACAGGGAGCACAGAAGGGUUGAGGUGGCCAUCGACGAGGAGACGGGCAGGCUUGUUGGUUACGCUCGCUGGGCUCUGCCGGACCGCCUGGUGUCUGAAUGGCUCGAGUGUCAGGUUCCAGCUGUGAGCAAGGAGGAAGAGAAGCAGUAUGCUGCACGCCACGCCGGCGCAGAUUGGCAGCAUCGCAGGGAGCUCGACGUGCUCGACGUCCCCGUCAGUGCCAUGAAAAACAGGCUACAGGGUCAGCAUGAGUAUAUGGAGCUCGAGUUUCUUGCUGUCCACCCCGAGUUCAAAGGCCAGGGCAUCGCAUCACGGCUAGUGCAGCGCGGCACCGCCAAGGCCCGGGAGAUGAACGUGCGGGUCUUUGUCAUGGCGUUCAAAGCAGCAGUCGGGCUGUACCAGCGGGCCGGAUUUCAGAUGCUGGACCAGAUCGUGCAGGAUGACUCGAAGUUUGGAGGUCCAGGCGACUACGCAAUAUAUUUUCUCGAGUGGGUGCCGCCGGCGGGAGAGGAAUAG